AUGGUUGAAGUUGAAGAUAUUACUAUCGAAUUAAUUUCAUUUGGUCAUUCAUUUGGCGUUCCACAAAAUAUUGAUUUAUUAUAUUCAGUACGUCAUUUCUCAACAGCUAAUGUUGAAAACUAUCAACAAUACGAUAGACGACAUAAACGAAUACAAAAUGAAUUAUUAAAUUUAGUGAAAUAUGAAGAUAUAAUUAAAAUGAUUACGGAACAACUAUUAAGUUUCAUUCAUAAUCAAAAGAAAAAUUCAAUAAAACUAGCAGUUGGAUGUGAACAAGGUCAACAUCGAUCAGUUGCUGUUAUUGAAUGA
Adineta steineri is the source of this 309-nucleotide messenger RNA. The record is from the annotation of a GenBank genome assembly. Lineage: Eukaryota; Metazoa; Rotifera; Eurotatoria; Adinetida; Adinetidae.